AUGGAAACUAAAAUGAGAGAAAUGAACAUCAAACCUAAAUUCGUGUCAUUAAUAAUGGAGUUAUUAAGAAACAGAGAGACUUUUGUCAGAUAUAACGGGCGUCUAUACGGGCCCAGACUAGCCAACAUAGAGCUCCCGCAAGGAUCAGGAUUAAGCCCCAUAUUCUUCAACCUAUAUACAUAUGACCUAAAGGAAGUGGUGAAAGAACCUGUGUGUGCACUGCAAUAUGCGGACGACAUAGCCCUCUAUGUAAUAGAUAAAGAUUGGGAGAAAUGCAAGGAAUACAUGAGCAACAGUGUAUUACAGUUGGAAGAAUGGCUAAAAUACAAUGGAUUGGAAUUGGCACACGAAAAAUGGGUAGUGAUGCAAUUUAGUAGGCAUAGGAAGUAUGAUCAUAUUGGAGACAUUCAGCUGGGCAAACACAAGUUUCCAGUUAUGGAUGAACAUAAAAUUCUUGGAAUAACAUAUGACAAAAAAAUCAAAUUUAAGAGCCAGAUAUUAAACAUAUGCAGAAAAUGUGAGAAGGGGAUAAAUAUAUUGAAGACAAUUUGCAAUAUGAAAUGGGGAGCGCAUCCGGCAAUUUGUCUAAACAUAUAUAAAGCAUUGAUAAGGUGUCAUCUAGAUACCAUUAGCUUUAUGAGUAAAAAUCUCACCAAACGAGAUAUAGACAAAUUGAAUAAAAUUCAAUACUCAGCCAUACGAAUUUCAUUAGGUGCGCUGAAAUCCUCUCCAAUAAAUACACUAUUAGCAGAGUCCGGAGAAUUACCUCUAGAAUCAAGGUGGGAAAUAAUAUCAAAAAGAUAUUUAAUAUCGAAGGUAAGCAGAAACGACGAAAUAGUGUUACAAACAUUGAAUAAUGUAAAGGAUUUAUGUGAGGGAACUACAUAUUGGAGCAGAAAAGAAAACCCGAUCUUAGUGAGUAGCUACCUAUGGAUAAAUAAAUAUAAACAGUUAAUAGCGCAAGAUCUAGAUUGCCAAUUCCGCUAUCCUUUGGAAUAUAAGUGGGUAAACCAAAACAACAUAAUAAUAGAUAAAACUACUGACAAUCCUUUGAUACAAAGAGAAAAUAUGAACUUUAUAUUCAAACAGGAAAUAAAUAAAACACAUCCAAAUUACACACUUAUUUUCACGGAUGGAUCAAAGAAAGAAUGUGCUGGUUGUGCCGUGUAUGUACCCCGACUCAAUAUAGAACAGAAAUAUAAAUUGCCCAAAAGUGCUUCUAGUUUCACUGCCGAGAUGACGGCCAUCAAAAUAGCAAUAAAUAUAAUAGAAGAAGAAAAAAUUACAAAGAGUGUUAUUCUAUCUGACUGUAAAUCAGCUCUAGAAGCUAUAAAAAGAACUUUAGAAAAAGCUAAUAAAAUAGUAUAUGAAAUAAUAGAUAAAACUAUGAGUCUAAGAAGGAAAGGAUUUGACCUAAAAUUCAUGUGGAUAAAGGGACAUGCGGGAAUAACCGAAAAUGAAAAGGCGGACGAGCUGGCCAAAGAGGGAUGUUAUUUGGGAACCGAAAUAAGCAGCCUUCUAUCAGCAGAUAUCAACAAAAUAGUCAUGAAAGAACAAAGAGAAAAAUGGCAAAGUAUAUUUGACAACAUUAGUCAAAGAAAAGGGAAAAUAUAUCGGGAAAUAAAUUCAGAUAUGCAUUCGAAACCGUGGUUUCAAAAGAUAACAGAAAACUGUAUGCACAUCACUACCGUCAUAAGAAUGCGAAUUGGACACACAAAAAAUAGAUCAUUUCGACUACGAGAUGGAAUAUCGAGGUUCGAAGAGUGCGACUGCGAAGAGGGAGGGCCUGAAAAUACGGAUCACAUUGUUUUUCGAUGCAAGAAAUAUACAACACAAAGAAAAGCGUUUUACCAACGCCUAGAACAAAAAAAUAUAGUUUUUACAACGAAUACGACAAUAAUAUUAGCUAUGAAAAACAUGAGUAUAUAUAAAGAUGUAACCAAAUAUUUAUUUGAGUGCCAAAAAUAUUUAUAG
Molecule: messenger RNA, 1974 nt
Organism: Ctenocephalides felis (cat flea)
Lineage: Eukaryota; Metazoa; Arthropoda; Insecta; Siphonaptera; Pulicidae
Exons: 1
Coding region: 1-1974 (657 amino acids)
Molecular function (GO): nucleic acid binding; RNA-DNA hybrid ribonuclease activity
Source: RefSeq, a predicted model, not a curated record